CCACUACUUAAGGUAGGUACCUCACCAGCUGCACCGCCACAGAUACUUCGACAGUAUACGCCACUAACGCCAUAUAUACCUAGUCGCAGUGGGUCAGCGCGACUAGGCACCUGGCAGCGAAUUAUCGUUAUCACGAUACCUCCAACUGCCAAUUACCUAAUCCAUCCAACACCGCGACUGGCCGCAAUCAGCAAAUCAUCCUGUCCUAUCAUCCUGGCGCCUCAUUUCCUCCUCAUCCCUGAAUACUGUGUCCAAGGCACCACUCUCUUUCGGCUGACGGAUAGCUCAUUGUCGAGAUAACGUUUCCAGAUUCAUCCGCCAGCUUUCCGCCGUGACAAAAUAUCGAUAUCUCAGUAUACUUUCUGCACAGGGGCUCCUGCUUGUAGAGCGCGAAACUCAUGAAAAGCAGCCUUCCUACAACAGCCAGAUUAAUUUAGUGUGUGCGAGCGCGCACCUUCUCGCUGGUCCAAUGGAUCGCGACCCGAGAAGUCGCAGGUAUGAUGAUGGGGAAGUCACUAGAUAUGGCGCGGGCGAAUCGUACCGACCCUACAAUUCCAACAGGUCUCCACGCCGGGCUAGAAGCCCCCCGCCUCGAGAACGACCUCGUAGCCCUCCACCAGACAGCGACAGAUAUGUACCGGAUCGAGCACCUAGGCGGCGCUCGCGUAGCACUGACCGCUAUCGACGAGAACCCUCGCGAGACCGCAGAGAUAUGAGAGACUUGAGAGAUGUACGCGAUAUGCGAGAUAUGCGAGACGUGCGCGACACAGGUGGUGAUAGCUGGCGGAGAGAUGAUAGAAGCCGCACUCUUCGCAGAUCACCUCCACGACGCUCGCCUCCGAGGCGUAGUCCGCUCAGGAGAAGCCCACCGCCACGCAGGUUCUCGCCGAGACGGGAUGACCGAGAUCGGCCGCGAUCUCCGAGAAGAGGCUUCGAUCCAAGGUUAAACCCUUUGCCCCAAGAUGACAACCCUAAUGCCAUUCCCCUGACAAGGCUGCCACUUAGGCGACGAUCCAGGUCUCCUCUUGAUAGAGACCGUCCGCGAGAACGUACUCCCCCUCGUCGUUCCCCUCCUCCUCCCGCCCCUAGAGCAAACACGUACCGUGGUCGUGAACGUGAACGCACCCCUGACCGACGAGGCGACGAUCGCUUUGGUCCUUCGUAUGCUAGACGGCCCUCGCCCCCUCGCGAAUCCGCCAUCAGCUCUGCCCUUCCCUCUCGUGACACAUCGCAGAGAUCAUCCCCGCGCCCUGACCCUCCUAGACGAGAUGACCGCUCCCGUCCGGAAAGCCCUCUCCCUAACCGUCCCAUCUCUAGAUCCUCACAUGGUGGCCCUGGCGUUAGAGAAAAGACGCCACAGAAAACACCGCUAGAUUCACAGUCUGCUCCAUCUCGUCCAUCACGGUCUCCGCCCCGUGGCCCGGCUGCUUUACGAGCACCGCCCACAGGCCCAAGAGAUGGACGUGGGUAUGGCGGCCAGUCUGCCGCGUCGAUAGUACCGCCUGCCAGACCAGCCGCUUCAACAGCGUCCCCAGUCGCGGGUCGACAAGAAAAUGGUGCCAGCGCUCCGCCAUCGGGCCCUCGAGGGUUUGUUUCUGGGCGUGGAGGUGGGUAUAGCCGGGGUGGUCGAGGAGGAUCUGCCUGGGGUAACACAAUUCAAAGCCGCAACUUACCGACAGCUCAAGGGCCUGCGUCGGCCUCGACUACUACUAGUUCUAAUAGCAUACCUACAGGCCCUCGUGCAAGCGUGUCUGCACAGUCGGUUCCAUCUACCCCCAUCUCGCAAGCCAAGCCAUUCAAUCCGCCCAAAGGUCCUGCUGCAGAAAGCAACCGACCUAGUCUAGCCCAGCAACUCAUCGCAUCUAUGCCGCCUAUUAUUCCUGGUGGAAAGAUGGAUCCCUCCUAUAUUCCACUUACCACUGGAGUGCUACCAGAACUACAAUCCCACAUGGACCGUCUGAAAGAGGAAGAGGAGAAACUCCGAGAGGAGAAGUAUAUCAAGGAGGAGAAACUACGCAAAAGCCUUGCUGCAUAUGAAAAGGGCGAACGUGAGACCAAGGUGAUGGCCUUGCGUACAGAAUUGGCCGAACAGAGCCUCAAGAAGUUUGCUGGUGAAGGUAUUGGCGGCGCUGCAUUUUAAUGAAGCACUGCGCCAGAACAGUCGAAUGAUAUAUGAACGAGCCGAAGCCAGUCUCCCUCCACGGGCUGACCUAGCUGAUUGGCUUCUUGGCUAUGUCUCAACAUCUUGUCUAUUGGUAUGACUAAACACCGUUACAAACUUUUGUGCCUGAUGAUUCUACUUGAGGUUCUCAUGAUGGCUAGUGGUGAAUGCGAUACUUCAAUCAUUUUAUUUUAUUCAAAAGCGCUGAAAGAAGGUCGUGAACCGCAAAAUCCAAAUUCGGGUGUUGAAGCUUAACACCCACCCCCCCGCCCCCCCCUUUUCCAUAAAAUAGACAGACAGAGGCAUUGAGUUAGUUGUAGGAUACCUACCACAGAUACCUUGUACGAAUAUCACUUCACUGGGCGGUUGCUCAUGAUGUUUACAUGAAUAUAUUAUUAG
Molecule: messenger RNA, 2560 nt
Organism: Xylaria bambusicola
Lineage: Eukaryota; Fungi; Ascomycota; Sordariomycetes; Xylariales; Xylariaceae
Exons: 2
Coding region: 470-2140 (556 amino acids)
Source: RefSeq, a predicted model, not a curated record